UCCAACAGUUUCAGUAGAGGAUAAAUACAGGGAGAAUUCUCCAAGCACCCUCUGCCAUGUGUGGAUUUCCUGUUUCCAUUUAUGAAGUGUGGAUUGCACCGUCUCAAAUAAAUGCAAUAUAAAACAUAUAUGUUUAUAUAUAUAAUCUCAUUGCCUACCCAACUGCACAGCUCUCCCUUUGCAUUAACUAUAGAUCAUCUUAAUUAGCACUCUUUUCAUUGUUCUUGCUGUGUGUUUCAGCUUCUGGGUUUUUCACUGUUGAAAAUUAUUAGCUUUAGGCAAUCAUGAAUGCUCUUGCUGCAACUAACCGUAACUUUCAACUCGCAGCAAGGAUACUUGGGUUGGACUCUAAGCUUCAUAAAAGCCUUUUGAUACCCUUCAGAGAAAUCAAAGUAGAAUGCACAGUUCCAAGAGAUGAUGGUUCUUUUGUCUCUUAUAUUGGGUUUAGAAUCCAACAUGACAAUGCUCGUGGACCUAUGAAAGGCGGAAUUCGUUACCACCCUGAGGUUGAUCCUGAUGAGGUGAACGCACUUGCUCAGUUAAUGACUUGGAAGACAGCUGUAGCAAAUCUUCCAUAUGGUGGAGCGAAGGGUGGAAUUGGUUGUAAUCCUAGAGAGUUAACUGUAAGCGAACUAGAACGAGUUACGCGCGUUUUCACCCAGAAGAUCCAUGAUCUUAUUGGAAUUCAUAGAGAUGUUCCUGCACCUGACAUGGGAACUAAUUCACAGACAAUGGCAUGGAUUCUUGAUGAAUAUUCAAAAUUUCAUGGUUAUUCACCUGCUGUUGUUACUGGAAAACCGAUUGAGCUUGGGGGUUCACUAGGAAGAGAAGCUGCAACUGGACUGGGAGUUGUUUUUGCAACUGAGUUUCUUCUUGAUGAAUAUGGAAUGUCUAUUGCUAAUAUGAAGUUUGCUAUCCAGGGAUUUGGUAAUGUGGGAUCUUGGGCAGCAUCAUUUAUUCAUCAAAAAGGUGGGAAGGUUGUUGCAGUUAGUGACAUAACUGGUGCAGUAAAAAACCCAAACGGAAUCAAUAUCCCAGCUUUACUGAAACACAAAGAGAAAGCUUAUAGUUUGAAGGAUUUUGAAGGCGGAGAUGCCAUGAAUCUAAAUGACGUGCUUGUUCAUGAAUGUGAUGUUCUGAUUCCCUGUGCAUUAGGUGGAGUUCUUAACAAGGAAAAUGCUGCUGAUGUUAAGGCAAAGUUCAUCAUAGAAGCUGCAAAUCAUCCUACUGAUCCAGAAGCAGAUGAAAUUUUAUCCAGGAAAGGAGUGAUUAUACUCCCAGACAUAUAUGCAAAUUCUGGUGGUGUGACUGUAAGUUACUUUGAAUGGGUUCAGAACAUUCAAGGAUUUAUGUGGGAAGAAGAAAAGGUCAACUAUGAGCUUAAGAGGUACAUGAAGAGAGCUUUCAGUGACAUCAAAGCAAUGUGCCAUACUCAUAACUGCAACCUUAGAAUGGGAGCCUUCGCCCUAGGAGUCAACAAGGUCGCUCGUGCUACGGUUUUGAGGGGUUGGGAAGCAUGAUAACCAAUCCUUCUUCUGUUCACUGUAAUAUAUUUCUUUUGUAAAUACCUGCAGGCUUUAUUUCGUACCUUGUUUCAAUGGAGUGUUAGUGACUUUUAACCUCAUAUUGAGCCUCCUACACAAAUUGAAGAGUCUUGGCCAAGAGUUGGGAAAGUAAAUAAAGCAAAGGGUCUAAUAUUACCAUGUCAUUCACAUGUUAAAAACAUCAACUGGAAUUUUCAUAUAUUAAGCAUUGCAUUGAUACUUAAAAUAAUGCUCAUAACAGUUAAAGAUUACAACUUAAUAACCUAUUCAAAUUCCGAUUCUUGCUUACUCACAAAUAGGGGAAAACUACAACUACAGGAUUGUUAAAAAGGCAAAGAAUUCCAAUUGAACUAGUUACUAUUGGAACCAUUGUUGUCAUCCUGCCAUGUCGCUUGCCAUUGCUUGUCAUAAAAGGUCGUCUCUUCAAUCAGUUUCUUGAUGUUAUCUAAAUCCUCAUUC
Messenger RNA from Gossypium arboreum, 2003 nucleotides. RefSeq names its product glutamate dehydrogenase 2-like. The coding region runs from base 285 to 1520 and encodes 411 amino acids. Gene Ontology annotation, molecular function: L-glutamate dehydrogenase (NAD+) activity. The transcript has 9 exons. Lineage: Eukaryota; Viridiplantae; Streptophyta; Magnoliopsida; Malvales; Malvaceae. The record is from RefSeq and is a predicted model, not a curated record. Gene Ontology annotation, biological process: L-glutamate catabolic process. Gene Ontology annotation, cellular component: mitochondrion.